CAUACAUCCGAUAUUUAACGUUGGCAUGCAUUCUUUUUUCUCAGCUCGGUUGUUUCCCACCUGUUUCAUGGAUAUUUCUAGAAACACUUUCAUUUAAGCACAUUGUUUUCUUGACCUUAAUUGCAGUUUCCAGCCAUGUGCUAACGCCAGUGAAACUUUGCUUUCAUUGCUCCAGUCUCUCUGGCUGUAGGAGCUGAUUCUUCGUCCCUUCGUUUUACUUCCUUUUCUUUGUUCCGAAAUGGCUUCCUUCUUUCAGCCUGGGUCAUUGAAUCCUACCUUUGAUGACUGCAGUAACUCUAGGUUUAAAGUGUACUGCAACAGCAUCCUUCCGGAAAAUCAGAGAUUCGUCCAUACGUUCCAGUUGGUGAACAUCUCACUUGCUCUCAGCUCCUUCUUGGUACCUGUCUUAUUCUACUUCACGUAUUACAUCAUCACGUUUCUGUUGAAGGAUGGUCUCAAGUCACUGUGGACCUCAAAGGAGAAAAUUGACAAGACAGAUGGCUCGAGAGAUGACAGCAGGCCAGCGUUACAUAUGUUCCGCUCUAACAAAUCAUUCACCUUCCUAUCAGAACUCGAUGUCCAGUCGUCCAAUGGCUCAUAUCGGGAAUACGAUCUGGUGGUGCUGCCCCUCUAUAUGGGAGGAAGUGUCAGAGGUGAGCCUGGUGACUCACACUCAUCCAUAUGCACCGUGGAACACGUCGCCUCCAAGAUGAGUCUAGCGAAUAUUGACAUUGAUGCUUUUGGUCCGGACGCUCUCGAAGACUCACACAUCGAGGAAACGAUCGAUUUUCUCCUCAACAUUCAUCUUCGCAAUGAGCUGGCCGGAUUUGCGCUUCAAUACUCUAUUCCCAAGAAGCCCGGACAGGUAAAUUAUUUGUUGGAACGACUUUAUUCCUUGAAUAUUCCCGUGCUUCUCUCAUGCCAACAUGAUUCCGAAGCGCUGGAUUCCAUUAGUCUUACACACGCUUCGGGAUUGAUAAUUGAGAAUGCGUGCAUCCUUCCAAACGGGGAGCGUCGCGACUAUUUCAAGGCGAAGCGACUCCGUCAGAUUGUGGCCAGAGUCGGCACGGAGCGGGAACAGAGAGCUGACUUUUUCCUUGGCUUCUUUGACAAAUGGGACCGAAAACCCCAUCCAUCCGUAGUUCGUCGGGCAGCAAAGCUGGCUGAACACUUUGGCGCAGUGAUUGAGCAUGGACCAAAGGAUACGAGUGUGUUGCUGAAGGUCACAAACAGCUGCGCAACUCAGACGCUCAGUGGUUUCGAGUACCUGCGUCGACCAGAAAUUAUUGAGCUUCAAAAGUCUUGGACAUCUGAGGCCAGGAAGGUUUGGAUUCCCAACGGAUCGUCUGAUAGCAAAAUCGCACAGUUGCCUUUGGAAGACCUGGAUACAUUGAUUACUCGUGCUUCGGAGCUUUUGAAACACAAUCAAUUGGCUCCCGAACUCGAGUUGAUACGUACUCAAACGGUCAAACUUUACUCAUCACCCGAGUACGUCCAUCGCGCACCUCCUCGGGCAAGCUUUUGGGAUUCCUCCCACGAUGGCAAGAAAUUGUCAGCCCUGGGAUGCUUUCCAGUGACCUCAGAGCCCAGGGCACAACAUUAUCGGGCCGUUGUGGAGACUCAAGUCCAUCUCAGAAAGCUGAACAUGCUGCAUGCCGUCGAAGGAAACGAAGAGGAGAUAUUGCUGAAGACUUGGUCAACUCUAGCCAAGCGUGAAAAAUGUGACAGGGCCGUUCACGACCUCGUUUCAUUGGCCAAAUCUCGCCAAGUCCGCAUUUAUAAGGGUCUGGAUACUGGAUUUGGCCUUGCGGACGGCGAUGCUCACUUUUGGGGUGUUUCUCACGAGCGCAAUGAAGCCCAGGAGCGAUGUGUUGAUAUAUACAUUUCACAAAAGGCUCCCAAUGAUGCUGCUGCCAUUUUUCACACCUGGCUGGCGCAUCAAGGAACUCCCCGAGAACAACGAUUCGAGCAAGAAUUGGAGCUGGAACUAGCUGACAGACCCAAUGGCGGCUCGAGCGUGCCAUUGAGUAUCCGAACGGCGAUAGAAAGAGCGACAUACGCCGAAAUCCUUGGCUUGGUUCAAAAGUUGCGCGUGUCUCGCCUCAAUCACCCGAUUGGGGAUGGUAUCAAGAGCCUCUGCCAUUCUAUUCUGAUCAACGAGACCUCCAAAGCAUCAUGGAAACAAACAUGUGCUCAAAGAGUGCUAGAUGGCUCUUCAAGCAUAAAAGAUAUCCUCCGUAUGAGGUUGGAGCAUUACGUGCGACAGGGUGCAACAGAGCUGCCAUCUUUGGACAACUUGGUGACUCUCCAUGAUCUCACCAACGAAGCCGUUGAAGAUGCUCUUUUCUUUGGUGAACGGAAAACCCUCCGCUCACUGACCUCUGUUCUCUUGUCAGCUUAUGAUCCAUCCAAUCCAUCCAACGAUUGCGGUUAUGUCGACAUCAAUGCGGAGCUGUUCGCUCUCAUUUUCUUUAGCGUUCUCAGAAGGGCUGCAUUCGAAGAUGUCUACAUGGAGUCGACAGAUCGCUGCCCACUCUUUGCCUCACAGCCCGACCAAGCCGCCGUUUUCUGUGAGCUCUGGGCCCUUGGCUCGCAAUGUGAGGUGUACUUUGGUCUGCUCCCUCGGGACCUUGGCAAUAUUGUCUACAACAAGUACCGCACCUUUCUCGAAAGUUCCCCUCCAACUUCAGAGGACCGCAACGGUAACGAAAUUAUGACCAUGUACUCCAAGACCGACGCGACCCCUGCUCCUAAGGAUAGCAAUGAUUCUGCAUCUACCUCCGAGAAGCUUACCCGUCAUGAGACCGUUCAGCUCUGGAGAAAGAGACUUGCCGAAGCUGGUGCCAUGUCCAUCUUCUGCGUCCCGGCUAUUGUGGACAUCAUCCUGCUUACCUUUGUUGGGCGAGGUUUGUUUAUGACUGCCUUCAUGGACCCGGAACAUCUCGAGGCUGCUGGCUAUGCGUUGCUCCUCUCACUUCUGUUAACAGCUGGAGUCACGGGCUGGGUUGGCAGUACGGGAAACUACUAUGCCGCACACUAUGCGUACGAGAAUAUGGUAUACUUUCACGUCCAAAGACUCUCUGGCGGCUUCAUCCUUACUCUAGUCGUCGGCUUUGCCGGUCUUAUUCUUUUUUCCCUCCGCUUCUCAGUCGCCACUGGCUUCGUUUUCGUGGCAUUUCUUGUUUGCAUUACCACCUACUUUAACCUCUUGGGUGUUAUGAGUGCCAUGCAUCAACACGAGAGCCCAAUCCGAUCUGGUCGCAAUAUUCUUUUGAAGGUCAUGCCGAUACUGCUGAUUUCGCCCAUCGUCUCUACCUUUGUCAACGGCUAUGACAUGGUAAUCUACCUUCCUGUCAUGUAUACCUUUCUGUUCGUGACAUUAUAUAGAUUUCGAAGACUUUGUCACGAGUGGAUCAGCUGGAUGGACCGCAUCCCAAAGUUUACACACAAUGAUAUCGUUAAGUGGUAUCAAGCUCAGGAAGUCCCAGAGUUCCGUGAUGACGAGGAGAAGGGUGAGAAGAAAGACGAGGCUGCUAUGGCACAGGAAGCAUUCACCAUCGCUCUUGUUUCUCACCAGAGGCGAACCAGGGAAGCUCGAGUCUCCGGUGUCUUGGCCGAUCCCCUGGUGUCUCGUGUGGCAGAAGGAAUGCCGUACAUCGACUGGCUGUUGAAGAAGACAAUGCCCACAGGGAACCGCCCUGAUACCUUCAGUACUGCGUGGUUUACCUUGAUCGCCGAGUCAACCAACCAGCAACGUCAACUAUCGCGAGGUCUCAAGGAUCACAACCCCUUUAUCAUAUUCCGUCUCGCCCGCUUCGACAUUGGACAGAAUCUCGGGCUGUUCUUGGUUGCUCUCAUGGAUCGUUGGUUGAUGAUGGUGUGGAGCGCAGGAGGCCCAUAUCCCAGCAUUUACACCGAUCCUAGAUCCCGUUACGGCCUGUGUCUCUGCAUCGUGUACUUUUGCGUUGGCGCCAUGUUGUUGGACUCGACGCUACAUGAAUACUGGGCGCUGAAAGAUAACAUAUCUAAGGAGAAACUGCGUGAUUUGGAGCAUGCCCAGGAACUUGCGGCUAGGGCUGAGGCUUAUCGCCGUGUCUGCAUUUUCAAAGCUCUGACCGACAUCAUGGCCAAACUCUUCGUUACUUUUGGCAUGGCUACUUUGAUGCUCUACGUCUUUGUUGAUACCUUGGAGACGACUCUUAUUUAUUACAUGUAUGUCCUGGGAUACACAUGUGCCAUCGUAUUCCAGUUCAACAGAUGCUUCACCACAAACGUCAACGUCCAUAUUACCAUCAUUCUUUCCUCUGCCGCUAUCGGGUUCAUCGCUGGCUGCAUCUUACAUAUUGUUCCCGCCACGGCGCAGUCCCUGUAUACCGACGUUAUCGCGCAAAACAUAGCUUCGGUUUGCGGUGCCGCUGGAACGUCCCUUUGGAUCUGGAAGGAUUGGACAGCAGCCUCACGCUCGGAGUCCACUAGCAGCACUCGUCGAGAUGAGUCUAGUGUCCUUGUUCAGCGGAGGCUUGGGGCGGAAGUUUGUCCACCUUUCAAGACUCCGAGCACUACGACGCUCAAAGCCUUGAGUGGCUCAACGGUCCGGCAUAAUGACGGGAAUGUGACUUCCGAUAAGGUCUUGGAGCUAUUGCACCACAGCCUUGAAACCCAGCAUGGAGUUGCCACCGAUGUCCCUUGGUCUCUUGAGCUUCUUCAAACCACUUUGGAAAUGUGGUUGAGUCAAUCAGUCGUCGUCAAAAUCGCCAGCCGCGAGGAAUUUGUACGAGCAAGCUUGUCAGAUGUUACCUCCUUCAGCCGGAAAGAAGACAAUGUCCUUCAGGUGACGAUUGGCUUAAUAGGAGAAGCUGAAGUCGCUAGUCCCGCCUGGCACAGUUUCCUGAUGGCAGUGAUUGGCGAAUGUCUGCUGUACCACGUAGCACGUUCGCAACUGAAAGCCUCCCAUGCCAAAGCGAUCCAAGCUGAGCACUUGCUUCAUAAGACGGGGGUUUUAUCAAAGCGCAUCGAUAUGGAACUUGCCCUGGGAGAUGUACAACAUACGACACGACUCGUCCUCAAGACAGAAGCAGAGCUGAUGAGACACCUCUGCCUGGACGUCAACGUCAACUGUGAGUGGGAGAGGACCCCUCAGGUUGUUCGUGAAGCCAUUGUUCAUCGCAUUUCUGGUGAUGAUGUUGCUGUGUCCCCCGAGAUGACGCAGUGGGCAUUAGCGGGUGGCGUCGACCUGGAGACAUCGGACUUUCACAUCAACCUCACUCUUCAGGUGUUUCAGAAGUGCCAAGAAAGACUAGGCCAAAUUCCAAUCUUACCGAAUCAGGGGCUUGGAGUUGUACCGGAAUGCCCAGCUGAGUUGAGGCCUAUCAAUAUCGUUGGCAAACCAGAGCCCUCAGGAAUGCUCCAGGGUUUCUGGAAUGUACUGCUGGUAAUCCCACUGCAGUUUGUGAAAUGGGUUGCUAUCAUCUCCAGUGGGGGCUCCAACAUAGAGCGAGAGCUUGCUUAUUGUCUCGGAAAUGCACCCUUGAAAGAUGGCGCCAUCCGGAUCAUCCUUUUCAUCUGGAACAUUUGCCGAGCCAUGAAGAACAUGUGGCUUUAUUGGGUAUUGAUCUAUCAUCGACCCUCCCUUGUGGGCCUCAUGCGUAUUGCCCAAAAAGGCGCACGACGCAAAAUUCAGAACAACUCUAUCAUCGUCGAGAUGCCCCGGAAGGCUAUCACUGGAUUUGCCUCGAUCAAUGACAACGGGACAAUGACGCUGAGAAUAUAUUCCGGGACACUUCAAGAGCAACUAGCUGAUGAUGCACCGCUUUCCAUUGACACCUACGACGAUCAAGUCCGCCUCAAAGUCAGAGAGAAUAAGAAUGGUAGUAUUUCCACGUACGAGUAUGAUGAGAAUAUUUUUUCUCGUUGGCCACUCACCAAAAUGGUUUCUGAAAAGGACUUUUGCAGCGUUGGCUACUAUGAUGAGCGUGGCAGAGUAGUACGUGGAACUGUCAAACAUCAGGACAUAGUGUUUGCUUUCCACUUCCACUACAAGUCAGACAUGAAGGACAGUUGCGAUGUUCUACGAGCCGAUUUCACGCUAGCCAACUCAGAUUCCGACAACAUGUUAUCCGUAUUUUGGGGAACCCCUGUCGACCCUGAGGACUACAGCUGGGUUCCGUCUCAGAAGGUGGGACGCAUUGUCAGGAAGGUCGACAGCAAAAUAUAUACAAGCAUCUACGAGCACCUGCAUCGACGUGAUCCGAUCAUCACGACCUUUCUGGAUGACGGUGAUGGCCUUAGGACAGCCCUGGUCAAAGCUCCUGAGGUGUUUCCCCAGGAGUCUAUCUUCCUGAAGUAUCCAAAGGAUGUGUCGUUCGAUUAUGAUGAUCUCCUCAUAUACCAUGAGACAAAUCAGAUACGACAGAUGCAGCAGCAUGCUAUUAGGACUCGGAACGUUCUCUCGUCUCUUAACCCGGUUUCAUGGAUUGGGUUUUGGAACCGACGCAGGUACAGACGCGUACCGACCUGGCACAUCCGCACUGCGCUGUGGAACAACUGGCUUAAGAGUGGCAAACUCGAUGCUGUUACCGCCUGCUGGAUAGAUGAGCUCGUUCUUCGUGAGGAGCGUCUACUUCGCAAGUACUGGCAUGCGAGGGAUCGUGGCCGCCUGGACGACGCUCGCCGAGCUUUGGAUGAAAACAUCCAUCAAAUUGUAUCAGCUAUUGAUAUUGAGACAGAUGUGUCUGAGCUCUGUUUGCUUAGACUCAAGACUUCAGAUCUCUACGCCAUGGGCCUUAGCAAUGACGCUACACCGAUUACAGCCCGCCCUCAAGACUGUUUCAAGGACACAGAGGAUCGCGUUUCAAUCAUAUUUAAUGACAUUGGUUGCUGGCCAGUAGCACCUGGGGGUGUUUCCAACUGCCGACGUGAUCUGGUUAAUGGGCAUAGUACAAUCCGCAACCACGUCCUCGCGGAGUGUGCCAACGACUACGGCGUCCCGCGUUUCCAGAUUGAGAAGAAUGUACAAUCGCUCAAGCUGUUACCACUCUGGGGCAUUGACGGCGGCACAGCAAAUCAUGGUGUCAUUGAUAACCUCCUCGAGUCUCAGGUUGAUGAGAAGAUAGCUAACACUCAAGUCCAACGGGAUAUUAUCGAUACCUUUCUGCCGCUCCUCACAGAAUUUGUUAAAGGAGCUCGCACAAAACAUCUCUCCCGCGCCGACCUUAUCAAGUACGGCAACGUUAUUCUAUCCAUGGCCAAGUACUAUGAAUAUAAGGAUUAUUCUUCCACCUGGACAUCACUGCAUCUCGAGGAAGGGUGGGUGGCGGCUUGGCUGAAGGAGUAUGACGACCCUAAUAUCGCCAGCCCAUCCCAGUGCUUCGAAAUCGAGCGACCCAGUAUCCCUGAUUUCCGCGAUGCUCUCGGUAUCUUUCGCGCUUACUUCUUCAUUUUCGCGGUUCAGGUGCCUGAUGAGUGUCCUCGUGCGUUCCAAAGCACUCAUCAUGGUAUAAGUAGUCUCUUUGGCCUAAUACUCAAAUAUCGCCGUGGCGCUCACUUCAGCAUCUGGGACCAUGCCAUCCUUUGGCGAGAGACCUGCCUGAAUAUCAGCCCUGCUCAAUGUGAGCUCCCCGUUGCAGUGCAGUCGAUGCUACUUGCUGGUGUUGGUCUUGCUACACGCCUCGCUUAUUUUCAUGCCGAUGUGAUUUCGCCCUGUGCGUCACUUUUCAACCCUAUGUGGGAAAUUGAAAUUGGUACAGACAAAGGUACCGUUGGUAAUCGAAACAUGUUUAGUCGCAAGAUCGACCCAAUCGUCAACGGCAUCAGCAACAUGGAGUCCUUCACUCCUGUCGAUAAAAUCCGCACUUACAAGCCCACUGUUGUCAUGCUGUCCAACGUACAGGUAAUCAAGGGCGUCAAGGUGGCCGCCCAGGCCGCUGAAAUCAUAAUCAACCGCUUUGGCUUUACCGACUACCAGCUGGUCAUAUAUGGCGCAAAGGACCGCCAGCCAGCCUACGCGCUGGAGAUGGAGAAGUUCAUCGUGGAUAACAACCUUUCGGACAAGGUUAUCCUAGCGGGAUUUGGCGACCCAAAGGAAGUCUUGAAGGACGCGUGGCUGUUCAUGAACUCGUCCAUCUCUGAAGGUUUGCCGCUAGCCAUUGGCGAGGCAGCUUUGGCCGGUGUUCCUAUUGUCGCCACCGAGGUCGGCGCCACGGCUUUGGUUUUGACGGACCCGAAGAACCCCGAACAACAAUAUGGAGAGGUCGUACCUCCCAAUGAUCCUCUUGCCUUGGCCCGUGCCCAGAUCAGUAUGCUAAGUAUGGUUGGACGGUGGAGUCAGUUUACAGAUGAAGCUGGGAGCCAGAAUAGUGUUCCCGAGUUGCCCGAUGACAUUACCCCUGAGGACGUUGACUGGCUCACUGAGCGUUUUUACAGCAAGAGCGAGUAUCGCCGGACGCUCGGUAUGAUUUCUCGUCAGACCGUCCUACACAGCUUUCACGGCAGCCGAUAUCUACGGGAGCAUGAACAAAUGUAUUGGAUCCAGUGGCAUCAGAGUGGGAUGAGGGCAGAGGAGAGGCUCCGAGCCUUAUCCCAUCGACGCUUCAAAUUUGGCAAUCCACUACCACUCCGGUACACAGAGGACGAUGCCAACAUGGCAGUUGAGAACGUGAAGCCUGGGAGGAAACGGUCAAAAUCAACUGCGCUUAAAGAAGCAGAGGAUACUUUUGCGGCUGGAGUGAAAAACGGGUUUAGUCUUAGCAUGCUUGUGACCCCUGUGUAGGGGACAUGGUAAGCCUGUUCCAGCAUGUAUGACAG
Molecule: messenger RNA, 8802 nt
Organism: Fusarium redolens
Lineage: Eukaryota; Fungi; Ascomycota; Sordariomycetes; Hypocreales; Nectriaceae
Exons: 4
Coding region: 239-8767 (2842 amino acids)
Molecular function (GO): glycosyltransferase activity
Source: RefSeq, a predicted model, not a curated record